AUGUCAAAUCAAUCUGAGCUGCCUCCGAUUUAUUCGUUCCCACCUUUGUACACUAGACAGCCUAACGGACUCAUAAGAAGGCAGCAGAUAAAUUCAUGGAUUGAGAUAAUCUUACAAUACUGCAUAUCGCAGAAAUGCUGGCGUAUGACCGCCGAGGGCAUGCCAGUGGGCGAACCUGAUGUAACCAAGCAGAGCAUUUUCAACAAUAGCAGCAUUCAAAGGGUGGUGCCGCAGGUCUUCGUGGAUGAGAUCUGGUCCCAGAUGUGCGAAGAAGGAAAGGCUCUUGGUGUGCAAGAUGGAAAGAGGGAUUCGUCUCAGUUUUACAUUCUAUGGAGAAACCUGGAUUCUUGGGCGUCUUUGAUACUGCAGUGGUUUGAGAGUUCCGGCAGCUUGAAUCAAGUAAUCACCAUAUAUGAACUGUCACAAGGGGACGGAACCGCUGACUGGGAGUUUCACGGUAUGCCAGAAGCACUUGUUGCACACUGUUUGAAGCCUCUAUGCCAAAGAAACAGGGCUACACUGAUAAAGGAUGAGAGGGGGAUUGCAGUGGCGACCAAAGUGGUAUGA
Messenger RNA from Torulaspora globosa, 567 nucleotides. RefSeq names its product ESCRT-II subunit protein VPS25 (gene VPS25). Lineage: Eukaryota; Fungi; Ascomycota; Saccharomycetes; Saccharomycetales; Saccharomycetaceae. Gene Ontology annotation, biological process: protein transport to vacuole involved in ubiquitin-dependent protein catabolic process via the multivesicular body sorting pathway. Gene Ontology annotation, cellular component: ESCRT II complex. Gene Ontology annotation, molecular function: protein homodimerization activity; structural molecule activity. The record is from RefSeq and is a predicted model, not a curated record. The transcript has a single exon. The coding region runs from base 1 to 567 and encodes 188 amino acids.